AUGGCGAAAUGUAUCUCAGAGGAGCAGGCGGCCUUCUUUCUGGAGAAUGGCUAUGUCGUGAUCAAGCAAGCAUUCACCAAACAGAAGGCUGCAGACUGGUCUAAAGACGUCUGGGUUCGGCUCGGAAUGGACCCGAACGACAAAUCUACGUGGACGAAAGAACGGAUCCACAUGCCAUGGCAUAAGCGCGAGAAGGUUUCCACGUUCGCACCCAAGGCAUGGGAAGCGAUGCAAGAUCUCCUCGGAGAGGGACGCGUCGAUGAGGACAACUCGACGUGGGGCGACAGCUUCAUUGUCAACCUUGGGAGCCUAGAGCUCGCAGCUGCCACCGAAGACAUCCAUCCUCGUGACCUCGACAACUGGCACGUCGACGGCGACUUCUUCGUGCACUAUCUCGACUCGCCGGAGCAGGCGCUGCUCGUUAUCCCCCUCUUUUCGGACAUCAAACCUCGCGGAGGCGGGACAUACAUCGCGCCGGAGGGUAUAGAUAUGGUCGCCAACUACUUGGCAGCACAUCCAGGGGGCGUCAUUCCUGUGACAGGAAGACUUGUUCCGGCUACGACAACAUAUGAGAACCCUGCCGAUGAUCCCGAGGGUUGGGUCCACCGCAAUGCCGCCCCAGAGUGCUCCAAAUUCGUUGAGAUGACGGGAGAGAUCGGAGACGUUGUGCUCAUGCAUCCUCUCAUGCUCCACUCAGCAUCGAAGAACUACUUGCGGGAAGCGAGAAUCAUCAUCAAUCCGCCUGUUUUGUUGAAGGCGCCAUUCAAGUUCGACCGCGAGGAUCCAGAAGAGUUCAGCUUGGUGGAGAGGAAGACGCUGAGGGCUUUGGGAGUCGACAGGCUAGACUUCCGACCUACGACGGCGCGCAGGAGGGUUGUGCCAAAAAGCAUGGCGGCCAAGAAUACGAUGUUGGAGGAGGAAAAGAGGCGGUUGGCGGAGUUCGAGAAUCAGUCUCAUACUGCGCCUGCAGUGGCAGCCAUAGCAUAGGUCAUACAAAGCAAAGACUACUGCCCUUGCUGACUGGCGUGCACACAUGGGGCAAGUUGAAAGCAUUAGCUCGCGAUGUCGGCUAGUUGGCGGGAUUUGUGGAGCUUUUUGAGUUCGCCCAGGACGUCGAAAUUGUAGCCAGAGGGUAAGUUAAAGAGUAUAGGACGCCAGGUGACAAAGCCGCAGUAAACACAGAGCGCAUAUUGGUGGUCACUAGCUGCGCAAGCGUCGUUCAGGGUGCGUUAUAAGCUCGUUUGUAGCACACGCAGGAGAUCUAGUAGUCGACAUGCCUUCAAUUAACGCCCUACCGUACAUCGCAUUUGUCAACGAUGCGGUGCGCGACUAGCAGCGGCGUCUAGCGCAGUGUGCAAGGCUCAGGAACUGCGGCCCACCCACUAUUGCGUGUGAGAUGUGUUGGUCGCAAGAAUUUGAAGGCAUCGACGACUACAUAGCCAGCGAUAUGGCAAGGAAAAGGGCAUGCGUAGCCUUCAGGGCAAUCGCC
Messenger RNA from Phanerochaete carnosa HHB-10118-sp, 1489 nucleotides. RefSeq lists its product as uncharacterized. Lineage: Eukaryota; Fungi; Basidiomycota; Agaricomycetes; Polyporales; Phanerochaetaceae. The record is from RefSeq and is a predicted model, not a curated record. Bases 1 to 987 code for a protein of 328 amino acids. The transcript has 2 exons.